GUGACGUUGGGAGUAGCUCACCACAUUGGGAGCAAAGCACGUGGUCACGUGGUCAGCAAACAAACAACAGCUGAGUCGCUGAGUGAGUCUAGCAACGAAUGGAAGUAAUCGAAGACGGCUUGUUCAAGCGGCGAAAACCCUUCGCCAUAAGGCGUGAAGAAGCAGCCGGCAUACGACGCAGGUUCUCUACGAAGAUCCCUGUAAUAGUGGAGCGUUAUUCCAAGGAGAAAUAUCUGCCUUCACUGGACAAGACCAAAUUCCUGGUGCCUCAAGAACUGACCAUGUCACAGUUUGUUGCCAUAGUCAGGAACCGGUUGGAACUCGGAGCAAACCAGUCUUUUUAUCUGCUAGUGAACAAUCGCAGCAUGGCCUGUUUAUCAAAGCCCCUCUACCAGAUCUAUGAAGAGUGCAGAGAUGAGGAUGGGUUCCUCUACGUCACCUAUGCUUCACAAGAGAUGUUUGGGAAAUGACAGGAGGAUGGCCGCUCACUUGACCAGGAUGAUGAGACGUACCUGGAGCGGACGCCAUGGGAGCCGCGGCCAUCUUUAAAAUUAUAAAGCCGGUUUCUGCGGCGCCACUGGCUGGCUGCACCAACUGUACAUUGUGGAAAUCCUGGAACCCUUUUAUAAUUUAUUGUAUCUUCGAAAUAUACUUGUGUUUACAUUUCUA
This is a messenger RNA of Ornithodoros turicata, 669 nucleotides long. Its product is annotated as microtubule-associated proteins 1A/1B light chain 3C-like. The transcript is spliced from 5 exons. NCBI's taxonomy places the organism in Eukaryota, Metazoa, Arthropoda, Arachnida, Ixodida, Argasidae. The record is from RefSeq and is a predicted model, not a curated record. Gene Ontology annotation, biological process: autophagosome maturation; cellular response to nitrogen starvation; macroautophagy. Gene Ontology annotation, cellular component: cytosol; autophagosome membrane; autophagosome. The coding region runs from base 99 to 470 and encodes 123 amino acids. Gene Ontology annotation, molecular function: ubiquitin protein ligase binding.